Fusarium keratoplasticum is the source of this 1674-nucleotide messenger RNA. RefSeq names its product Invertase. The transcript has 2 exons. The record is from RefSeq and is a predicted model, not a curated record. Gene Ontology annotation, biological process: sucrose catabolic process. Gene Ontology annotation, cellular component: fungal-type vacuole. Gene Ontology annotation, molecular function: sucrose alpha-glucosidase activity. Bases 1 to 1674 code for a protein of 557 amino acids. NCBI's taxonomy places the organism in Eukaryota, Fungi, Ascomycota, Sordariomycetes, Hypocreales, Nectriaceae.
AUGGGCCUCGCAAGUGUUCUUCUCGCGACCGUUGUUGGCCUCGCCCAACUCAAUGAUAUGACAUUUGCCCAAUCUCCGACUUCCUCCAAGCCCAUCGAGGUUCCGACUGGAACACCCGUAAUUGGGGAUUACAAUGGACCCUACCGCCCCCAAGUUCACUUUUCUCCACCCGAACAUUUCAUGAACGAUCCAAAUGGCAUGUUUCGUGACGCCAAUGGCCUAUGGCAUUUAUACUACCAGUACAAUCCGACAGGCGUUGUCGCAGGCAAUCAACAUUGGGGACAUGCAACAUCCAAGGAUCUGUACCACUGGACAAAUCAGCCCAUAGCACUAUUUCCGCCCGAAGAUGACAUCUUCAUCUUUUCUGGAAGUGCGGUUGUUGACGUGAAUAACACCUCUGGGUUCUUCCCGGACCAAGACAACGGUGUUGUCGCAAUCUAUACUUUGGCAUCGCCCACGCUGCAGACUCAGGCCAUUGCCUAUUCUCGGGAUGGAGGUUACACUUUCACGCCGUACGCAAACAACCCCGUCAUCAAUAGCUCCACGCCGCAAUUCCGCGAUCCAAAGGUGAUUCGUUACGACAACUUAUGGGUCAUGGUGGUGGCUUAUCCUCAAGACUUCGCCAUCGGCAUCUUCACCUCGCCCAAUUUGAAGGAAUGGACGGCCACAAGUAACUUUUCCUAUCAUGGUCUUCUCGGUUUGCAGUACGAGUGUCCGAACAUGAUCCCUAUCCCGUAUCUGGACGAGGAAGGCGAAAGGCAGGAUGGCAUGUGGCUCAUGGCCAUCAGUAUCAACCCGGGCGCGCCCCUUGGAGGCUCUAUCACCGAGUAUCACCCCGGCACUUUUAACGGCACCCACUUCGAGGCCGUCGAUGCGGCCGCACGAAUUGCGGAUUUUGGCAAAGACAACUACGCUGGACAGUGGUUCUACGGUCUUUCAGAUGAUGAACUUCCUGUAUCCAUGGCUUGGGCGUCCAACUGGCAAUACACUGGGGUAGUUCCCACUGGUAAUGAAGGAUGGCGAAGUGCGAUGAGCCUUCCGCGGAAGAACUACCUGACCAAAGCGAAGCGCGUUGGUUGGAAACUGGUCUCACAACCCUAUGACUUGAGUCCAGUUCUGGGCCGCCAACUCGCCACCAAAGACAGCUUUGGCAACGGAACUCUGACCGUAGACUAUUCCGACGUCGAGUCGAACGCGCUGUAUUGGGAGGUGAACGUCACGGGUAUCCCAGAUACUGGCAUUUCGGCAACGGCGUCAAUGAAUUUUACGGUCCUAAGUUCGGUCACAGGUGAAUAUAUCAACGGCGGUUACUUCUUCGGUGGUGACCCUGUGUUUUUCGUUAACCGUAAUGGCGCACGGGGUUUUGACAACAUCUUUUUCACCGAGAGGACCUCUAUAAGUAGCCUACCGACAAAGCAAGGCACGUGGAGUCUCGCUGGCGUCAUUGAUCGGUCCAUCUUGGAGGUCUUUCUCAACGAUGGUGUUGACAGUGCAACAAACACGUUCUUUACUACGCAGCCAUUAUCACUUUUUGUGUUUAAAACGGUUGAUCUUCCAGAGAGCGUUCAGAUUAGUAUCAAGGUUCAUGGGUUGGAAAGUGCGUGGAAGGAUAUGGAAGACGAGGGUGACGGUCUAGUGCAUGGCAAUGAAACCUCAAGCAAGAGCAGUGUAUAG